Molecule: messenger RNA, 1827 nt
Organism: Xylaria bambusicola
Lineage: Eukaryota; Fungi; Ascomycota; Sordariomycetes; Xylariales; Xylariaceae
Exons: 2
Coding region: 465-1694 (409 amino acids)
Source: RefSeq, a predicted model, not a curated record
AUGACAAUAUGAGGCACUUGAUCGACAUCUGCGGCUCAGCUGCUAGGCAGACGCUCCGGUAGGUUUCGAGUCAGACUUGAUCGCUACGACGAUUUGCUGGCAUUGCGUUAAAGCCAUUUACCCGUUGGUGCUUGCAACCAAGCCACGGCCGAUAAUCCGGUAGACCACCAGGGCCGUGUUUACGACAAUAUAAAGCACCUGAUCGGCACUUGCGGCUCAGCUAUUAAGCGGAUGUUCCGGGAGGCCCUCCGGUCGAGGUGUAUAAUUAGACUACCUACGCUCGCAGAGGUAGUAUGCCAAGUUCAAAGUUCGUGUGAAAGACAAUUAACAAGGUCACCACCUGCUCAGUCUCUUAUCGUCUUCUGUAUUCUGCUCUCCAAUACAGUGACAUUCCGGAGUGUUUAACUCAAGUUGUCAACUAUUAUCUUCGCAGAGUUCUACAACAGUCUCAGGCUUCCACAGCAAUGUUUGCUACAAUCCUCGUCCCCAAUCAGCCCUCGACCGGCUUCCGUGAGAAACUGGGGCCCGCACUCGACAAUCAAGUUGCAGCAGGCAGCAUAGAUCGUCUUCCCAGCAUGUCCGAAUGCGCGGUGCAUCUCGAGCUACUUGAUGCUAUUGUACGCAUUGAAGCGGAGGUCGCUGCAUGGGGCAAGGAGAAGGGCCUUGCCGAGGGAGUAGCAUGGAAUGCGUAUUGCUCCGCUGCUGCACAGAGAUUUUUGAAGUGGUCUCACCUAGCCGAAACCCAUAAGGGGAAUACUCCGCCACUGGACGUCUUAAUCGUCUGGCACGCCUACAUGCUGAACACGGCCGCAUAUAGGCAAUACGAGACCCAGGUACUAAAGGGUCGCAUGGGUCUCAAGGGCAUCAACUGGACUGCGGUGCACCGUCGGAUUGGUGAGGACAACAAAUUUAACAUAUCUGCGGAGGAGGCGGCUGCCAUGAGCCACCUCCCAUUCCUAGUAGACCUUCUUGGUGCACUCAAGAAUGAAGAGGUCAAGAUUGACAGCACCAGCUCCUCUCCAUCUACCAAUUUCGACAUGGUCGCCGCGGUGCAGCGGCAACUCAAAUUUGCCCAUAAGAUGCACGAUGCCAAAUGGCUGCGUAGCCCGUUCGCUGUCCAGAUCCUUGAGAGCGCUAUCCGCCGCUACGAGAUGUUCUUUACUCUCAUUGCCGAACACCCAGGUAUCUCCCUGUCGCCAACACCAGAUAUCGACAUUGUCUGGCACACGCACCAGCUGUCGCCAAAGUGCUAUGGCUUGUACUCAGCCAUGAAGGCCAACGGGAAAUUCAUCAAUCACAACGACAACGUGGGCAAGCCCGUCCUUGCCGGGGCAUUCGAUUCUGCAAAGAAGCUCUUUCGCGAGCGCUUCGGCAGUAAUUACCAGGUCUGCUACUGUGAGCGCUGCAUAGUCUCGCGUGCCCCUGGUGGUCAUACCCACAAUGACGAAUCUUCAGACUGCAGUGGGGAUUCUUGUAUCCCCCAAACCUGUUCAAACAGCUGCAAAGCCGACUGCAGUGGCGAUAGCUGCCAAAACGACAUGAAUGUGGCCAUUGGCAGAGCCCUUGCUCCCAAUGGCCAUGGCCGCGGCGACGAGUCCUCUGACUGCAGUGGGGAUUCCUGUAUCCCCCAAACCUGUUCAAACAGCUGCAAAGCCGACUGCAGCGGCGACAGCUGCCAAAGCGAGAACAUUUGAGGGCGCGCACGAUACCCGCUCUGCGCUUUUCUAUCUUGUGUUUGUUUAUUUGGUGCCUUUGUUCACUGCUCAUUUGUUUUUCUCUUAACGGGGCUUUCUCUGCUAUCCGACGCAGUGGUUUUGAUGUCUACGA